Messenger RNA from Aureococcus anophagefferens, 948 nucleotides. RefSeq lists its product as hypothetical. Gene Ontology annotation, biological process: microtubule-based movement; mitotic spindle organization. The transcript has 2 exons. Lineage: Eukaryota; Pelagophyceae; Pelagomonadales; Pelagomonadaceae. The record is from RefSeq and is a predicted model, not a curated record. Gene Ontology annotation, molecular function: ATP binding; microtubule motor activity; microtubule binding. The annotation marks the transcript as partial.
AUGAGGAGUUCAGCUGCCUCCCAGUCGGAGCGCAGCGGCAUCCGCGUCGUCGUGCGGCUGCGGCCGUCGAGCGGCCCGUCGACGAUCCGCGUCGACCAGGAGGCGAGCACGCUGACGAUCCCCAACUCCCGCGGCACGUCGGCGGAGAAGGCGUCCGUCGUGGACCACACGGCCGAGGGCCUGCGCUUCGGCGUGGACCACAUCUACGAGGCCGGCGCGAGCCAGGAGAGCCUCUUCGAGGCCGAGGCGGCGCCCCUCGUCGCCGGCUGCCUCGAGGGCGUCACGGGGACGCUCCUCGCCUACGGCCAGACGGGCGCGGGCAAGACGUACACGGUCCUGGGCCGCGGCGGCACGACGGCGACGGCGUCCUACGACGAGCGGGGGUUGGUGCCGCGCACGCUCCAGCGGCUCUUCGACCUCGCGGCGAAGAAGCGGCGCGCCGGCUGCUCCGUGGAGAUCCGCGUCUCCUGCAUCGAGGUCUACAACGAGCAGCUCAUCGAUCUGUUAAAAGCGCAGCAGCCGGCGGACCGGGCCGGCGAGCUCGUGGUCUGGGAGGACCCCAAGGACGGCGGCGUCCACGUGAAGCACCUCGAGGUCGCGCCCGCGGCGUCGGCGGAGGAGGCGCUCCAGCUCCUUUGGGAAUUUCGCACUCUUGUCCUGCCCAGGCACGCGAUGAACGUCGCGUCGUCGCGGUCCCACCUCGUCGUCACGGCCCACGUGACCUGCCGCGAGGCGUCGCGGCGGCCCGCCUACGACGACGACGACGCGGCGCCCGAGGAGCGCUUCGCGAAGCUGCACUUGGUGGACCUCGCGGGCAGCGAGCGCAUCAAGCUCACGGCGUCGCGCGGCGCGACGGCGACCGUGCGCGAGGCGUCCUACAUCAACAAGUCCCUCACGUUCCUCGAGCAGGUCGUCAUCGCCCUGGGGGACGCCGGCCGCGACCACGUG